GUGUAGCUGUCUUCCAGCCGCUAUCAUGCAAGAUGGACAGCGAUGACAUUGCAAUCGAUCCCGAUCUACUGAGAGAGGGAAGAGACGAGUCAGAUGAUGUCGAUACAUCGUCGUCCGAGGAGGAGCUGGAAGAGUCGAGUGGAUUAGAGGACAAUGAUGCAGAUGAUGCGUACAUUGACGACGACGACGACGAGGAGGAGGAGGAGGAGGAGGAGGCGGCGGCAUCGGCACGUCCUGUGGAGGAGGAUGCGAUCUUCAAUCGACUUACUGGGCUCAUGACACAAGAAGGGGGCCAGACUAUGAGCUUGGAGGAUCAGAUGAUCUUGGCGGAGACGGAGGAGAUGGAGGAAGAGCUACCGAGGACGAGAUCACGGAAACGAGGUAACAAUAGACGGCUCUUGGGCCAAGCCAAUAUGGCUUACGUCCAGGGCGAAUCCCAACAUGCCAUUGACCUGUUCUUUGAGGCAAUUCGAUAUGACCCCUAUGUCAUCUCCGCUUGGACGACUCUCGCAGCUAUUUACAGUGAGAUUGGGAACGUAGAAGCAGCGAGAAGCAUGAGGUUCUUCGCGGCACACGUGGAAGACGAUGCUGGAACAUGGCGAGAGCUCGCUCAGGAAUUCAAGGAACUCGGUCAGCUCGGUCAAAGUGUACAUUGUCUUCGCAAAGCGUUGAGGAAGGAACCCGACGAUGUAUCCAUGCUGUUCGAGCUCGCCAAUAUCUACAGACAACAAGGACAUGCGUCGAAAGCUGCAGACAUGUUCAACCGUUUGAUCAAGUCGCACAAACCGGCAGGAACCGAUUUCACCUUUCUAUCUCAGCUCCAUUCAACACUUGUGUCCCUCAAUGCGACUGACAUCGCGGCUUCGGCGUACAGGGUUGCGUUUGACUACCACCUUUCCAAGUUGACUCCGCAGAGUCCUUCGAGCACUUUGAAUCUCGAACAUAUAGGCAGCCUCACGGACGAUCUCCUCCUACUGGACGAACUUGAGGAGGCUCUCGGCGUUAUUCGACGAGGGCAGCGGUGGCUUCAAGGGAGGCAAGAUGAGAUACAUUGGGAUUCCAUAGAAGAUGAUAGGGAAUACGAUCCACCCGGAACGAAGCGGGGAGAGGAUGUCGAGGAAUUCUUGUCGGAGGGUCACCCAUUAGAUACAGGCUUGAGGCAUCGUCUUGCGCUUGUUCGUCUUAGGCUUGGCGAUGAUGAGGAGGCGAUGAUUCACGUUGACGAGAUCCUCUCAUUGGAUGUCGUACAAUAUUCCGACCUGUUCAUGGAUCUGGGCAACGCAAUGAUAAAACGAGAGAUGUGGGAAAAGGCUCUCGAAUGCUUUGCGACCAUUCAAGAGUGCGAGACUAUUCCCGACUCGUCGGCUCUGAUCUAUGCCAUUGGUAUCUGCCAUCAAGGUCUGAAAGAGUAUCCGGGCGCUCUUGAGGCCUUUCAAUGGGUCGCCACUGAAGACGAGGAGAAUCUGGAGGCGCGUGUCAGAAUGGCCAAUGUGCUCGACGAGCUUGGUCGCAAAGCCGAGGCUUUGGAAGUCAUCACUGAGGUCAUCAAAGCUCGGGCGGCAACGCACCGCGAUGCUGGUCGGCCUCCCAAAGGCCGGUCCAAGGUCAUGAGCAAAUCUGAAAAAGUCGGUCAACGUAAACUUACCAAGAGAGUGUUGGAAGAGCAAAUGAAGACUACGAUGCAGAGUCUGUGGGAAGAUGUCCAAGCUGCUGAAGAGGGUAUAGCGAAUGGCGAUCUCCAAGCGCUUGAUAGAUUCAUCGAUGCUGCUGGGACGAUGGUGGAAAACUUUAGGCUGGCGAAGGCGAACUUUAACAAAACGAGGGGUGUGACCAGAAUCGCCAAAUCUGCCAAGCGACCGAAGACGAAUGAUCUGACCAGUGAAGCUCUGGCCCUUCAGGAUCGACUAGAGCGAGCAAUGGGAUUCGAGGAUGAGCAAGAGGAGGCUACUUCGAAAUAUGUCGUGGUUCGUCAAACAUCUUUCUACGGGCUCGAUUGCGAAGAAUGGCUCAGUCUUGUGGUCAAGUACUGCUGCGUCUUAAUGGUCAAGAAUGAGGAGGAUGUCGCCCUUGACAUCCUCGAGCAUGUCAUCUGGUCUGGGCUAUUCAACAACCGAAGAUCAGAGGUCGUCCUCCGCAUGACCAUCAUCA
This is a messenger RNA of Kockovaella imperatae, 2148 nucleotides long. RefSeq lists its product as hypothetical. The transcript has 12 exons. Gene Ontology annotation, molecular function: protein binding. Gene Ontology annotation, biological process: transcription by RNA polymerase III. Gene Ontology annotation, cellular component: transcription factor TFIIIC complex. NCBI's taxonomy places the organism in Eukaryota, Fungi, Basidiomycota, Tremellomycetes, Tremellales, Cuniculitremaceae. The annotation marks the transcript as partial. The record is from RefSeq and is a predicted model, not a curated record.